Messenger RNA from Rhagoletis pomonella (apple maggot), 2019 nucleotides. It is a transcript of the gene nopo, whose product is annotated as E3 ubiquitin-protein ligase TRAIP. Bases 248 to 1540 code for a protein of 430 amino acids. The record is from RefSeq and is a predicted model, not a curated record. The transcript is spliced from 9 exons. NCBI's taxonomy places the organism in Eukaryota, Metazoa, Arthropoda, Insecta, Diptera, Tephritidae.
UUUGUUUUGUGUUUCUGAUAAAUUUUGGCUAAAUUUGACAUUUCCUUUUGGACGUAAAAUUGGCGGCAACAGCUGUAAAUAAAAGAUUGGAAAAAGGAAAAAUUGGCAAGGAAGAAAGUCUGAAAAAACAGUUAAUUAUUUUGCGAAAGUUUUUCCGAAUCGUCCGCUCUAGUUUCGUUACAUUUAUGUACAUAUUUGUUUGUUGAGUGCUGAUUAUUUAGUUUAGGUAAUUUCGUAAGCAAACGAGAUGCUCAAUUUAAAUUGUGUUAUUUGUGCUGAGCUCUUCGUCGCCUCCGAUGAUGUGCGUGCCACCAAUUGUGGUCAUAUGUUUCACCACACUUGUCUCAAACAAUGGAUGGAGCGUUCAAAGUCCUGCCCUCAGUGCCGUAACAAGUGUACGGACCGAAAUGUAUUCCGCAUUUACUUCAAUUUGGCGAAUCUGGAUGCCAGUACAAUAGACGUAGGCUCCCUGCAGGAACAAGUAGAUAACACAAAUUUGCAGUUGAAAAUGAAAGAACAGGAGCUUAACAAAGCGGAAAGGCAGAUUAAGGAGCUUAAAGACCGGCAAAUAAUGGCAGCAAAAACAAUUCAAGCGAUGGAGGCUAGAAUCCAGAAAAAUGAUUUCGCGAUUCUUACGUAUUCAGAGCAACUGAAAAUCCUCAAGACUGAAGCAAAAAUGGCCGAUGACUACCGUAAGGAGGUGGAGCGGCUAAAACAACAAAUAAAAACAAUCGAGUCUGUACAGUCCAUACUCGCAGCUACAAAUGUUGAAGCUGAAAAAAUGCUCAAACUUGAAAAGGACCCCUUACGUUUGAGCACUUGGGUGGCGGCACUUAAGCGUGAGCUACGUACCUGUGAAACCAAGAAAACGGAUCUUAGGAGAGCAAUGAAAGUUAUGCAGGACAACUUGCGUCAAGAAAUGGCCACGAAAAGAUCUUGUGAGGAACGCAUUUCACUAUUAGAAAGUGAAAAUUAUCAGCUACAAGAGAGAAUUAAAAAGCAGGAGACAAAAGCGUCGCCAAGCUUUAUGACUGAUCAUCGACGUCGGAGCACUGAAUCAGCGCCGAUUGCCUUACCCGAAAAACGCCAAACUUUGUCGCCGACAAUUAAGGAAAAUAUUAAAGUUAUUGAAGACUCCAACUCGCCAUAUCUCAAUAUUAAAUCAAGCAGCAUAGGUCUUCUGCCAUUAUUUAAGCGUAAUCAAGAAAUUCAGCAAGAUCGUACAGCAAUUACUACAACAAAAUUAGCCACAUUGAAAAUAUCGCCGAAAAAGACUGAGAAAGGAAUUUCCGCUAAUGGCAUAAGCAGUAGUUCUGGAAUGCUGCGUAAAACUCAAAGUGAUAUCACAGAAAAGUAUUCCAUUAUGAAAAAACCUCGCUUGGCUAUAAGCACUUCCUCAGCAACUGGCAAACACUUUGGCAUGAACUUUGAGCUGAGUGCUACGCGUACAGGAUCUCCCACAAAACCCAAACCAAUUGGGAGCACUUUGGACAGCCGACUAAGAGCUGGUGGACUGCGCAAUUUUAAGUUAAACAAAUGAUGUCUGCUGGCCGACUUGCAUUUGCAAUUAAUUUAUAGCCAGCAUGUAUUUAAAUUAAUGUAAAUUAGAUAUUUAUGAGAUUUUUUUAUUAUUGUGUGCUAUUAAGUUUAAUUAUUUUGUAGUCUUAAACAAGUUUUUUUUUACUUUUGCAAUUGUAUGGGCGCAUUUUGAUACUCGCACGACAUGCAUUUCUAGCCCAUAAUCCAAGAGGAUUUAGCCAACCAAGAGCUAUUGAUUCAGCUAUUUAGCCCUGUUAAAGUGAAAUGAGACGUGGAAUGGCUGAAAUGUACAGAAAACUUUUGUUGGAAAAAUUACAUGUAUAAUGAGAUAUUAACUGUGGGCAACGCAUGCAUCCAACAAAAAAGAUGGCAUUUGUUAUAAAAGGCUAUGUUUAUUAAGGUUAAUUGAUUCGCGUUUUUUUUUUUUGCUUUUCGUAUGAAUGUAGAAAAUUUUUCAAAUAAAUAGAUGUUAUAAUCAGA